Cottoperca gobio is the source of this 1665-nucleotide messenger RNA. RefSeq names its product C-type lectin domain family 4 member G-like. NCBI's taxonomy places the organism in Eukaryota, Metazoa, Chordata, Actinopteri, Perciformes, Bovichtidae. The record is from RefSeq and is a predicted model, not a curated record. The coding region runs from base 58 to 1041 and encodes 327 amino acids. The transcript has 6 exons.
GUUCGACACACAACAAUAUCCUGGCAAGUCAUUUCUCAUAAGACUGAUCUCAGCUGUAUGGGCGGAAUGGAAAUCUCUGGUUGUAAUUUUGAUGGUGAAUUUAGCUCACUGGUGUAUGAAGAGGACUUGCAGGACAACUCGGAGAAUCCUUCUUACUCCCAAUCCAACCAAGACAAGCAACAAGUGUCCACGCACAGCAUGACACCUUGGAGACAUUGCAGCCUGGCUGCAGUGAGCCUGGCGCUACUCGCUGCUGUUCUACUCACAGUUGAUAUUGGCCUGGGGGUCCACUGCAAGUCAACGUUACAGUGUACGCCGCAAGACAACAAACUCACAGACACCCUCCUCACAAGUUGUGAUCCAGAACACGUCAACAAUGAGUUGGCCAAACUCCAGGAUACAUACAAGACCGCAAACGAAACCCUGCAGGGGGUCAAGAAGCAGCUGGACAGUGAGAUGAGUCGUCAGAAACCAAUCAACUGGGAGCUGGAACACCAGACAAGAAGAAGCAAAGACUAUGAAGUGCAGCUUGUUAAAAUGACUCAGGACCUUGCAGCACUGAGAUACCAAUUACCAAUGAUUAAUGAUGGCUGCAGACUCUGUCCACCAGGAUGGAUUUUGAUGAACUCAAUGUGUUACUACUUCUCCUUCUCUGACAAUAUUGGAAAAUCGUGGAAAAACGCCAGAGAUUACUGCCAGCUGUAUGGAGGUGACCUCGCAGUCAUAGACAGCAAAGACAAAGAGAACGCAACUGUAAACCACUUAAUGACCAACAAACGCAUCUCACAAAUCACCGUGGGUGGUCUUGGAUUCUGGAUUGGACUGAGAGAUUUCCACAAGGAAGGGUCUUGGAAAUGGGUGGACGGAACAAUACUGUUUGAGGGGUACUGGAAUGAUGGAGAACCAAAUAAUAACAGGGGGGACCAGGAGGACUGCGGAGCUGUGUUGGCCAGAGAAAACUUCUUCCAGGCUUGGAACGAUGUUAAGUGUGGAACGCCACAGAAAUGGAUUUGUGAAAAAGCACCAGCUUCUAUGAGUUAACACAGGUUUAGUGCAUUUGCUCUCAUGCUCAACUGUUAGAGAUACAUUCACCUCAGAGACUUUAAGACAUCUUCUGAAAUCUUCCGUAAUGAAAAACAGAAUCUUUCAGGAGCAAUUUAAUGAACCAGAAACACUUCAAAUUAAUAUCCCUUCUUAGCAUUUAUAAGCAGUAUACAAACAUUUAAUACAUAAUAAUGUAGUUGUAAGCCGCUUUAAGGACAUUUUUACACUGUAUUAAUAUACAGUAUCCUUUUAGAACUUAUUUCAUAUUAUCACCACUGUGUUUUCCUAUAUUAUCAUUCAUCAUCUGUUUAUAUACCAGUCUUAUGGACGUCCACAGAAGGAGUUAUAGUUGUGGACAAAUACAUAAAUAAACUGCUUACAUUAUAGUGUGUAAUGGAGCACAUUUAUUCAAUGUGUGUAUACUGUUUAUACAUGCUAAAGUAAAGAGUUACCAACCAAUUCAAGAUCAGCAACCAAAAGUCAAUGCUACCUGCAAAUAAUAAUAAAAGAAUAACAUUAUGUGCUAGAAUUGUUGUUGUUUACCAAGAUGGCACCAGAAUAUGCUGGCAAGCCGAGAAUAGCUCUCACUUUGUUAAUAAAACUUCACUUAACUUCUGUACA